AUGUUUGUCUUCAAGAGAGAUGGUCGUAAAGAACGCGUUGCUUUUGAUAAAAUUACUGCGCGUAUUAACAAAUUAUGUUAUGGCCUUGAUUUAAACUUUGUUGAUCCAGUAGCUGUCACUCAAAAGGUCAUUUCAGGAGUUUAUCAAGGUGUUAGCACUGUUGAAUUAGAUAAUUUGGCUGCAGAAACGGCCGCGUAUAUGACGACUAAACAUCCGGACUAUGCCGUCCUUGCUGCUCGUAUUGCUGUUUCUAAUCUUCAUAAAGAAACUAAAAAAGUUUUUUCCAAUGUUGUUGAAGAUCUUUAUAAUUAUAUAAAUCCGAAAACAGGGAAACGCGCGUCAAUGAUUUCUGAAAAAACUUAUAAUAUUGUGAUGAACAAUUCGGAAAAACUUAAUUCUACGAUCAUUUAUGAUAGAGAUUAUAAAUAUAAUUAUUUUGGAUUUAAAACUCUUGAAAGAUCUUAUCUUUUACGAAUAGGUGGAAAAGUUGCCGAGCGUCCCCAACAUAUGCUUAUGCGCGUAGCGGUUGGGAUUCACGGAGAUGAUAUCGAAGCUGCUAUUGAAACUUACAAUCUGAUGUCAGAAAAGUUCUUUACUCACGCAUCUCCGACUUUGUUUAAUGCUGGCACACCUAGACCUCAACUUUCGAGUUGUUUUCUUUUAACUAUGAAAGAUGAUUCAAUAGAGGGAAUCUAUGAUACUUUGAAAACAUGCGCAAUGAUUUCUAAGACUGCAGGUGGUAUUGGUGUGAACAUUCAUAACAUUCGUGCGACAGGAUCUUAUAUUGCUGGAACAAAUGGUUAUUCAAAUGGAAUUAUUCCUAUGUUACGCGUUUAUAAUAAUACUGCUAGAUAUGUUGAUCAAGGAGGAAACAAACGUCCGGGCGCGUUUGCUAUUUAUUUAGAAACGUGGCAUCCUGACAUUUUUGAUUUUAUGGAUUUAAAAAAAAAUACUGGAAAAGAAGAAGUUCGUGCACGGGAUUUAUUUUAUGCACUUUGGGUUUCGGAUCUUUUUAUGAAAAGGGUUGAAUCAAAUGAUAAUUGGAGUUUAUUUGAUCCGGCUGAAGCUCCUGGUUUAAUGGAUGUUUGGGGUGAUGAAUUUGAAAAAUUAUAUGAAUCAUAUGAGCGUCAAGGACUUGCGCGAAAGGUCGUUAAAGCUCAGAAAGUCUGGACAGCAAUUCUUGAAUCCCAGAUCGAAACGGGUACACCAUAUAUGCUCUACAAAGAUUCUUGUAAUCGUAAAUCUAAUCAACAAAAUCUUGGUACAAUCAAAUGUAGUAAUUUGUGUACAGAGAUUGUUGAAUAUUCGAGCCCGGAUGAAGUUGCUGUAUGUAACUUGGCUAGUAUAGCAUUGCCCAUGUUUGUUGAAAAUAAAACUUCGUAUGAUUUCAAGCGUUUACACGAGGUUACAAAGGUAAUAACUCGCAAUCUUAAUAAAAUAAUCGAUAUAAAUUAUUAUCCCGUUGAAGAAGCCCGCAGAUCCAAUUUCCGUCAUCGCCCAAUUGGUAUCGGUGUUCAAGGAUUGGCAGAUACUUUCCUUGCUAUGCGUAUUCAAUUUGAUUCUUUACGCGCAAAGGAACUGAAUAAGCAAAUAUUUGAGACAAUGUAUCAUGGUGCAUUAGAAGCAUCAUGUGAACUAUCACAAAAAUUCGGCCCGUAUGAGUCGUAUCAAGGAUCACCGGUUUCCAAAGGCAUUUUACAAUACGAUAUGUGGAAUGUUGAGCCUACUGAUUUAUGGGAUUGGAAUUUGUUGAAACAAAAAAUAUCAGAACAUGGUGUACGAAAUUCAUUAUUGCUCGCACCAAUGCCUACUGCAUCUACUUCCCAAAUAUUGGGCUUUAAUGAAUGUUUUGAACCUUAUACGAGCAACAUUUACCAACGACGUGUUCUCGCUGGCGAAUUUCAAAUUGUUAACCCUUGGUUAUUGAAAGAUUUGGUAGAUUUGGGUCUGUGGAACGAUCAAAUGAAAAAUAAGAUAAUUGCAGACAAUGGAAGCGUUCAGAAAGUUAACGGAAUUCCUGACGAACUCAAAGCAUUAUAUAAAACUACAUGGGAAAUAUCGCAAAAAGUUAUUAUUGAUAUGGCGGCCGAUCGUGGUGCUUUUAUUGAUCAAUCUCAAAGUCUUAAUAUUCAUAUUGCGGAACCGACUAAAGCAAAGUUAACUAGUAUGCAUUUUUAUGGAUGGAAGAAUGGGCUGAAAACAGGCAUGUAUUAUCUAAGAACAAAGCCCGCUGCGGAUGCCAUCAAAUUUACUGUUGACCAAUUGUCCUUAAAAGAAAUUGAAACAACUGAACCUUCUGAUAAUUCUCGAAAUAAAAAUUCGACUUCCGACGCUGCUAUUGCAUGUUCAAUCGAGAAUAAAGAAAAUUGUCUUAUGUGUAGUGGUUAA
Molecule: messenger RNA, 2388 nt
Organism: Rhizophagus irregularis DAOM 181602=DAOM 197198
Lineage: Eukaryota; Fungi; Glomeromycota; Glomeromycetes; Glomerales; Glomeraceae
Product: Ribonucleoside-diphosphate reductase large subunit
Biological process (GO): deoxyribonucleotide biosynthetic process; DNA replication
Cellular component (GO): ribonucleoside-diphosphate reductase complex
Molecular function (GO): ribonucleoside-diphosphate reductase activity, thioredoxin disulfide as acceptor; ATP binding
Source: RefSeq, a predicted model, not a curated record